Messenger RNA from Fusarium verticillioides 7600, 1491 nucleotides. RefSeq lists its product as hypothetical. Gene Ontology annotation, biological process: regulation of DNA-templated transcription. NCBI's taxonomy places the organism in Eukaryota, Fungi, Ascomycota, Sordariomycetes, Hypocreales, Nectriaceae. The transcript has a single exon. Bases 1 to 1491 code for a protein of 496 amino acids. Gene Ontology annotation, molecular function: zinc ion binding; DNA-binding transcription factor activity, RNA polymerase II-specific. The record is from RefSeq and is a predicted model, not a curated record.
AUGAUAGCAGGUUCCCAACGGCCCAAGCUGCGCGCCAAGACGGGCUGUCUUCCAUGCCGACAACACCGCAUCAAGUGCGAUGAGCGGACUCCCAUCUGCCGAGCUUGCCGUGCCUCACGAAUCCCGCGCGAUUGUCAGUGGCCUGAGGACAAGGACCUCAUCGACCGCCGCUUCAGAUCAUGCCAGAUUCUCAAAGCCCAUCACAAAUCGCUUUCUGUUGUAGCGACGCCGCAGCUUCUGCUGGCCGAGUGUGUGAUGGCUCGUGAACGGGAGCGCGAUGACAUCGAAUGGACACUCUUUCGCGAAUUCGGACACCGGGGAACACCACUUCUUUUACUGCCAAAUUGUAGCUCUGUUUUCCACAAUACAUGGUAUACAGCUAUACAUAAUAUCAUGGUGUCGCGCAAGACUCUGUCUUCUGCUCUCAUGGCAUGCGCUACAUCCUUCGUUUCUAUAAGAGGAGGACCGCCAGGCAUGUGCCAUGUCUCUCAUCAGUACUACACCGACUCGUUAUCCCGGCUGGCAGAAUCGCUCUGUCAAGGCUCACCAGAGAAGGACGAUGACAUUCUUAUCACCAUUGUGCUUCUGUAUGCAUUCAACUUCAUCUCUGGCUCCUCCUCAUGGGAUGAUCAACCUCAGCAUGUCACUGCUGCCAUCAAGAUCAUCAGCUCCCGUAUACUCAACGCGACAAGCACCGACCUUACGACUUUUCUCCGUCUGGCACUCGAGAGUGUGUUGUAUCAGGUCUUCUUAUUAAAUAACGGUCUUUGGUCCAGCGUAAAUAGCUACGUGUCCCUCCAGUCGCUGAACUCGGAGUUUUGGGCUCUCUCAGAGAAGCUCUUGGAGAAUCCUACGAGCCUCGAUUUUUCCCUGCUGAGUAUCAAUAGCCCCGUCCUUGGUAUGCCCUUGGCUGUGAUGCGACUCGCCACAUUUCUCGGCCAGCUUUGCCUUGGAAGAGAAUCCGCCAACAUGGAAGAUCUGGUGAAGCUUCAGACCGAGGUCGCAACAUGGGAGGAAUUCGCCCUGCAGGCGGUGGAACAGACCGAUGCGUAUGAUGUGCUGAACAGAGACGCCAACUGCCUAUACGCGAUGGUGGCUUCUAUCCUCAUGCAACAUCUCAUUGCCUUUGGUCCAAACACAGGACUUCCCAAAGUAUCUCACACAAGAAAUUGGAGAGCCUGUACAGCACUUCAAAUCCUGUCCAGACGUGCCGAGGAUCAUCGCUGGUCUGAGUGUUUCAUGGGGACUUGGCCUGCAUACGCCCUUGGGUUCUUGCUAUCUGACGCCAAAGAUAGAGAUAUUGUGCGGCGCGACAUGCAACGUCGGAGGGAGCUCACAGGCUUCUGGAUAGUCAAGCGGUUCCAGGAGGACUUGGAGAGGUCUUGGGCUGGGCUCGAGGCAGACUCACCGUCAGCAUCGGUCAACUACGAUGUCCCCGACACAGGUGAUGCCGCCGCCAUUGAGUCACUCAUGCCGAUCAUGGCGUUUUAA